Anolis sagrei ordinatus is the source of this 3980-nucleotide messenger RNA. The record is from RefSeq and is a predicted model, not a curated record. Lineage: Eukaryota; Metazoa; Chordata; Lepidosauria; Squamata; Anolidae.
CUCCGUGUACGGCGGGCGAGGAGGGCCGCUUUUCUUCCUGGCUUCCGUUUCCGGCUGGCGGGGCUUCCGGCGGCGAGGGGUGAGGGGAUGGCUCCGCGGCUGCAGCUGGAGAAGGCGGCCUGGCGCUGGGCCGAGGAGGUGCCCCCGGAGGCCGUGACCCAGGAGCACGUCGAGGCCGCCUACCGCGUCGCCCUCCCGGCCUGCCUCCGCGCCGCCUGCCGGAGGAACUGCCGGGGGAACCCCAACUGCUUGGUGGGCAUCGGGGAGCAGGCCUGGCUGGGAGAGAUCGACGAGGACGCCUUCCACAACAUCGAGGACCCAAAUGCCGAGAGACGGAAAAAGAAUGCCUUUGUGGGCCUCACCAACCUGGGCGCCACCUGCUACGUCAAUACCUUCCUCCAGAUGUGGUUCCUGAACCUGGAGCUGCGGCAGGCACUCUACCUUUGCCCCAGCCCCCGCCCCAGCGGACCCACAGCCGCAGAGGGGCCCUCCGUCGGCACAGAUUACGAGCCGCAGAGCAUCUGUGAGCACCUGCAGUACUUGUUUGCCUUGCUGCAGAGCAGUCGGCGGCGGUACAUCGACCCCUCGGGCUUCGUGAAAGCCCUGGGCUUGGACACAGGUCAGCAGCAGGACGCGCAGGAGUUUUCCAAGCUGUUCAUGUCGCUCUUAGAAGACACGCUUUCCUCCCAAAAGAACCCAGAAGUUCGGGACAUUGUCCAGAAGCAGUUUUGCGGAGAAUACGCCUACGUCACUGUUUGCAACCAGUGCGGCCGGGAGUCCAAGCUGAUCUCGAAAUUUUACGAGCUUGAAUUGAACAUCCAGGGCCACAAACAACUCUCGGACUGCAUCACCGAGUUCCUAAAGGAAGAGAAGCUGGAAGGGGACAACCGCUACUUCUGCGAGACCUGCCAGAGCAAACAGAACGCCACGCGCCGCAUCCGGCUGCUCAGCCUGCCUUGCACCCUCAACCUCCAGCUCAUGCGCUUCGUCUUUGACAGGCAAACAGGCCACAAGAAGAAGCUGAACACUUACAUUGAGUUCUCGGAGCUGCUGGACAUGGAGCCAUUCAUGGAGGACAAAGGCCACGGCUUCGCCUACGAGCUGAGCGCCAUCCUGAUCCACCGCGGGGUGAGUGCCUACUCCGGCCACUACAUUGCCCACGUCAAGGACCCCCAGACGGCGGAGUGGUACCGCUUCAACGACGAGGAGAUCGAGAAGAUGGAGGGGAAGAAGCUCCAGCUGGGAGCCGAGGAAGACCUGGAGCCUUCCAAGUCGCAAGCCCGGAAGCCCAAGGGUGGGAAGGGGGUCUACCGCUCCCGGAACGCCUAUAUGCUGGUCUACAGGCUGCAGUCGCGGGCCAAGACCCUGACCACGGACAUCCCAGCUUUCCUGAAAGACCUGGUGGAGCGGGACAACAGCAAGUUCGAGGAGUGGUGCACGGAGAUGGCGGAGAUGCGCCAGCAGAGCGUGGCCCGGGGCAAGGUCAAGCACGAGGAGGUGAAGGAGCUCUACGAGAAGUUGCCCGCUAAGGCUGGCGACUCUUACGACUUUGUGUCCCUGGAGUGGCUGCAGCAGUGGCUGGACGAGGCGGCCGCCCCGAAGCCCGUCGACAACCAGCCCUGCUUGUGUCCCCACGGGAAGCUGCACCCGGACAAGGUCCCCGCCAUCAAGAGGGUUUCCGCCACUGUGGCUGACUACUUCUACCAGCGCUACGGGGGCGGGCCUCGGCUGACUGAGAAGGCCCUCUGCCGGGAGUGUGUGGUGGAGCGUUGCCGGAUCCUGCGGCUGAAGAACCAGCUCAACGAGGACCACAAGGCUGUCUCCAAUCUGCUCAAAGCCAAUCCCAAGGAGGACGAGGGCUUCUGGGUGGGAAAGCCUUCCCUGCGGAGCUGGCGGCAACUGGCCCUGGAGCAGAUGGAGGCCCCGCAGGAAAGCCAGGCCCGCAGCAACGGCAAGGUGAACGGAGAAGCCGAGGGCAAAGAUGAAGGCGACGUGGAGAAGCGGGAGGAAGAGGGGCUGCGGUUCAACGAGGACAUCGUCUGCCCUCACGGCAACCUCUGCACCUCGGAAGGCGAGCGGAGGGUCGUCUCGCGGGAAGCCUGGGAGACGCUGCAGCGCUAUUUCCCAAGCGCCCCGGAGUUCCCCAGCAGCAGGGAGCCCUGCUCCCAGUGCAAGCUCCUGGAGCGGGAAGGGGCGGAGAACGAGGCGCUGCACAAGAUGAUGGCGGGCGAGCAGAAGGCCUGCCUCUCCAACCUCUUCCAGGACAAGAACCGGCCCGUCCUCAGCACCUGGCCCCAGGAAGGAGGAGAGCUCUACGUCGUCCCGAGGCUCUUCGUCGAGGAAUGGAGGAAGUUCGUCAGGCGCCCCACCCGCUGCCGCCCGGUCUCUUCGGUGGGGAACCGGGAGCUGCUCUGUCCGCACGGGGGGCUCAUGUUCACCUUCGCCUCCAUGGCCAGGGAGGACUCUAAGCUUGUAGCUCUGCUCUGGCCCUCUGAAUGGGAGCGGAUCCGGACCCUCUUUGUGGUGGACCAGGCCAUCCGGGUGCUGCGGCGGCGGCCGGCCCCCCAGGAGGAGGGGGAGGGGGAUGCGGCCCAGGGGGCAGAAGGGUCCCCCUCGUCUCCGCUCUUCAUCACCGAACCCGAGCUGUGCCUGGACUGCCGGGAGGGGCUCCUGUGCCAGCAGCAGCGGGACCUGCGGGAAUACGCCCAGGCCACCAUCUACGUCCGCAAGGUCGUCGACAGCAAGAAGGUGAUGAAGGAGGCGGCGCCGGAGCUGGCGGUGAGCAGUUCGGAGGCCGAGGAAGAGAAGGAAGAGGAAGAGGAAGAAGAGGAGGAGCUCCGGGCCGAAGCCGGGCGGGACCCCGACUUCAGCCAGGCCAACAGUAGCAGUAGCAACACCGCCAAUGCGGCCAAGCGGCCGAAGCUGACCCCCACGACCCCGGCUUUGGCCCCGGCCUUCCCGAAGCAGCAGGGCGUCCGGCGAAGUGCCCGUCACCGCAAGGUCCGCGGGGAGAAGGCCCUCCUGGUCUCUGCAAACCAGACCCUCAAGGACCUCAAGAUCCAGAUCAUGCACGCCUUCUCCGUGGCCCCGUUUGACCAGAACCUGUCCAUCGAUGGCAAAGUCCUCACCGACGACUCGGCCUCCUUGGGCAGCCUUGGGGUCACCCCAGAGUCCGUGGUCUUGUUGAAGGCUGAUGAGCCCAUUGUGGAUUACGCUGCGAUCGAUGACGUUAUGCAAGUCUGUAUGCCUGAAGAAGGAUUCAAAGGGACCGGUCUCCUCGGACACUAAUGUAUUUUGGGGGGGAAACAACACUGUUGUCGAAGCGUCAAAGAUGAAUCGGGGAAACGGGUCGGCCAUUUCGGGGCAAGCGGACUUUUCCAGAAGGACUUGGGUUUUCCGAGAUAACGGCGCCGAAGUCGGUCAAAACGCAGGAGAUCGAUCCUUAGAAGGAGGGAUGGAGAAGGGUGUUGUUGUGCCUUGUCCCGGUCCUUCCUCGUCUCUUCCGACACUUCGAACGGCUCGUUUCUCGUCUCGUUUCUCGUCUUCCUCCUCUUCCCGUAAAAAAAAACGGGGGAAACGGAAGAGGAAGAAAAUGGCACUUGUGAAAGGUGUGGGCUUUUCAUGGGUGGAUAGUUGAGGACUUUGGGGUUUGAGGGCUAUUUGGGAACACGGUUCCCGGACGCGGGGAUCAAUAUGGCGGGCCUCCCAUAGGGUUAGGGAGCGGUCUCCCGGAAGACAGGCCCGGAGCCUUUCUCUGACGCUCUCGAAGUCGGGGCCUUUUUUCACCUCGCUUCGUCUUUGCGUUUGUCCUCAAUUUUCAGCGUGCGAUUCACACCCCGAUGUGUAUAUGUAAAUAUGUCGAUAUAUAUAUUUAAGGGAAGCGGGCGGGACUUCCAACUCCGCGCUUUUCCUCUGCCGUUACAUCCCCAAACGUUGUGGGACUCGUUUUCAGAAAUCUUCAUUAAAGUGUGUCAAUCUCA